Molecule: messenger RNA, 542 nt
Organism: Triticum aestivum (bread wheat)
Lineage: Eukaryota; Viridiplantae; Streptophyta; Magnoliopsida; Poales; Poaceae
Product: zinc finger protein 3-like
Exons: 1
Coding region: 52-378 (108 amino acids)
Biological process (GO): negative regulation of abscisic acid-activated signaling pathway
Source: RefSeq, a predicted model, not a curated record
UGGUAGAUUCCACCACGCCGUCGGCCGGUUGUGACGGAAGAGGGGCUGGGCAUGGAGACGGAGGAGGGGCUCGACCUGAGCCUAUCGCUGCGCCAGUACACGCCGCCGUGGUCGCAGCUGGUGUUCGCCUGCUGCUACUGCUCGCGCACCUUCAGGAGCUGGCAGGCGCUCGGCGGCCAUCAGAACGCGCACAGGCCGGCCAGGCCCAGGCGGGCCACGGAGCUCUCUUCAACGGCGGCGGCGGCGGCAGAGCUUGGUAAGGCCGCCGUCGACGGCCACUGCAGCGCUCCGCCGCGCCCCCGGCGCCCACGCGUGGCGAGCAGGGCAUCGCCAGCAGGCGUCGUCCGGGACAAGAGGCGACCAAGAGCUUGCGGAUGAGGCGAUUGACCUGUCCCUCAAGCUAUGAUCUAUCCAACCCAUCCAUGCAGCAGGUGCAGGCACUAAGGACAUGCUGCAGUACUUCGUUCCUCUCUUCCAAUAGUUUCAUUUCUUGCGCCGUUGUGUUUCUGCUAUGGCUUACCAGGUUAAAUAAUUAUGUUGUG